UGCUCCGCGGCCAUUGCUGCUCACUCAACGUUUGAGCAAGACAGAGAGGAAACAGUCGUGCCCUGUGAAAGUUUGUGGCUUUCCGUUUGUGUGUUGGAGUUACAACUUUUUUCUACUUUGGAGCGUCACUGAAAGUAGAGAUGAAAUAGUGACUUAUUAAGCAAGUGCGAUGGUCACAAUCUAUUUAAGGUGGCGCCAUGGCUGAACUACCUCACCAGCGCGUUGGAGCUCUGCCAACAUCGGAGUCAGCUGCGUUGAACCAGAGACUCGUUGCUCCGCCUCUAGACACCACUGAGACGGUUGCACUGAUGUCUGCUCCAAUUAGAUUUGGAACCAGGACUGGUCCAUACAGCAUGCCCUCUGAAGAUGAGGCACAAACGGUGGAAAUUUAUGAUAGUAAAGGAAACUGUGAUCCAGACAAACUACUACAAUGUCCGUUUGACAAAAACCACCAAAUCCGGUCCUGCCGCUUCCCUUACCAUCUGAUUAAGUGCAGGAAGAAUCACCCAGAACUGGCGAGCCGACUGAAAACCUGUCCAUUUAAUGCUCGCCACCUGGUUCCCAAGCACGAGCUUGCUCACCACACAGAGAACUGUGAGGACAGAAUAUCUGUGGACCCUGAAGAUGCUGGAAGUCAUAGUGGACAUGGUGACUGGCAUGUUCCAGUCAACACUUGGGUCAACCCGAACAUGUCUGAGGACUGGGACAAAGAGGCAGAUGAUGGUCAAGCGCCCUUUGUGUGGGGAGUGAACUCAAAGUUGAGCCAAAUACAGGCCACCAGGCCCAGUAACCACCUUGGUCCAAACUUCAGGGUACCCAGUACUGUCCCUUGGUCAAAUGACCAACUGUAGGGCGUGGUUCAGUGGCGCAGUGGUUAGCGCGCACGACCCAUGUACCCCUAACUUCCCUCACUGCAUGUUCCUGAAGCCGUUGCUGUGCAUGCAUUUGUCAUUUAAAAAAAAAUGUUCUUUGCUUCAAUGCGGAAAAUUGUUUUUAUGUUUUAUAUAUCUCCUUUAUUACAACACUGUUGUUGGAAUGAUCACUUUUUUUAAAAAUAAAAGUGUUUUGGUUGAA
Fundulus heteroclitus (mummichog) is the source of this 1074-nucleotide messenger RNA. RefSeq names its product zf-U11-48K domain-containing protein (gene gtsf1). Lineage: Eukaryota; Metazoa; Chordata; Actinopteri; Cyprinodontiformes; Fundulidae. The transcript is spliced from 8 exons. The record is from RefSeq and is a predicted model, not a curated record. Bases 198 to 851 code for a protein of 217 amino acids.